This is a messenger RNA of Rotaria socialis, 609 nucleotides long. The record is from the annotation of a GenBank genome assembly. NCBI's taxonomy places the organism in Eukaryota, Metazoa, Rotifera, Eurotatoria, Philodinida, Philodinidae.
AUGAGUGAACCAACAACAAAAAACAAUUCAUCAACUACUGGUCCAUUAAAAAUCAUCGUGCUAGGAGAUAGUGCAGUUGGCAAGUCUAAAUUACUCGAACGUUUUCUAAUUAAUUCUUAUGUUGGCGCACGUUGUUCAACAUUUGCUGUUAAUAUAUUUAAACAUACAGCUAAAGUUGAUGGAAAACAAUUCGAUAUUGAAUUUUGGGAUACAGCUGGUCAAGAGAAAUUCAAUAAUAUUCAUCAUUCGUAUUUUCAUCAAGCAGAUGCUUGUAUUAUGAUAUUUGAUGCAACUCGAAAAAUUACCUACAAGAAUUUAGAUCGUUGGUAUAAUGAAUUACGUGAUAUUCGUCCACAUAUUCCAUGUUUAUGCGUUGUCAAUAAAGUAGAUGUUGCCAUGGAAGUAACAAAAAAAUCAUUUUCUUUCCCAAAGAAACAUGAUAUGCCUCUUUAUUACGUCUCAGCGGCUGACGGUACUAAUGUUGUACGGCUAUUUCGUGAUGCUAUUCGUCUUGCAAAUGCUUAUCGAACGGGUGAUACACAAGAUUUUAUUGAUCAAGUAUUACGUGAACUUGAAACCAUCAAUGAUGACACAACGACGAAAGAUUAA